Messenger RNA from Symbiodinium necroappetens, 2766 nucleotides. The record is from the annotation of a GenBank genome assembly. Lineage: Eukaryota; Dinophyceae; Suessiales; Symbiodiniaceae.
AUGCGAGCCAUAGAGCAUCUCUGCUCUGCGCAUGUCAGUUCGCGGCUUGCGGCGAAUGCGCAAAGGAAGCCUGCAAGAGCAGAUGAGCUGCGGCCUUCCAGAAGCCAGAACAGCAGGCCUUCUCGAAGUGAGCCAAGGCGACCCGAACGAGGUCUAGCUGCAAGCCGUGCAGCCGCAAACUUCAGUCCUGCAGAGGAUGAUGGUGGCACUGGAGGUUCUCACGAUCGCCGCUGCUUUACGAUUCUUCGAAGCUGGAUAGAGAGCACAUGGACCAGGCAGCUAGACUGCAAGAACCCGCUGGGAAUUCUGGGAAUGGAAACUCGCUUCGAGCAGCUACUUCUGGAGCUGGGGCAGGAGCACCGCCGUGCCAUUCGAGAUUUGGCAGAGGAACAUGACAAGCUCCUCCAGCAGCUGACGGGUCAUCGACCCGGCUCUAAGGACAGGGCCCCUGGCCUUGAGAAAGCCGCAGAAGAGCUGGCUGGGCAUGAGCCAGAAGCCCUCCGGCAACUGGCAUUGCCUCUUCCACAGAGGCAUGACAUGGAGCAAAUCAAGCCUCCUCCGACGGUCGAUUUGCUUGCGCUACCGGGGGAGGAUCGCAGACCUUCGACUAGCUCCUCACGAGUGUCGCCUGCAUCGUCUCCGGCGAGCACACCGCGGCAGGAUCAUCGAGCUUUCGGUAGCCUUCCUGCCAUUCCAGACUCUCUCGGAGAGGAUGAUCACAAUCACAAUGGAGCUGCAAGUGCAGCGGAUGUGGUAUCCAAGCAGCCAAGUCGACAUGUCAAGAUUGGUGACACGGAGGAAAUCGAAGAACAUGGGAGCAAGUACCGUUUGGCAAGCCCGCAAACUGGCCGUCCACGAACCAGAUCAACGGACUCCGGGCACUCUGCUGUCAAAGUCACGCCCACGGGUAGACGAGUAUCGACAGUGGAAGCUGGCAACGUCAUGAGCAUAUCAAUGCAGCUGACCGAGCGUCUUCAGAAGGUCUUCGCUGUGCAGGAGCCACAGUCGAAGGUCAUUACCGGUGCAGAGCUAGCUGCGGUGAUGCAGCGGAAUCGACGAUUUGCGCCGCGCAAAGAUAAAUCAGAAUUCACCAAGGAGAGAAUGGAAGACAUCAUUCGCGAGAUGAGGGUCAUCGCUGCCAGGCUUCGUGGAGACUCGCCGAAGAGAGGCGUAAGCCAGCAGCAUGUCAUUUCGUGGCUCUCCUUCGUGGAGCUCAUAGCCAUUCCCGACCUCCCCACGCAGGCAAGAGCUGAGAUGGUUCAGGACCUGUUUAAUGUUCAUUCUACGCUUCGUGAUGACCGCGUCGUCCACUUCAGUGGCUACGAGGUGUUUCGAAUGCGAAUGAUGAGAUCAAGUUUUCCGCUAACGAAGACGAAGACGCUGCAACAAAGAAUUGUUACGACCGUGAACGGCGUUGCAAUGACCUCCAUCCUCUUGAGCUUGGUCAUACUAGGAUUCAGCAUGGAUUACGAUCCUGACUGGAUGGGCUGGACGAUGCUGGAGGCUUUCUUCGCCUUUGUCUUUGUGGUCGAGGUGGUGGUAAAACUGGCGGUGCUGAGCCCGUGGGUCUACUUCACAGGCACGGACUAUGCCUGGAACAUAGGUGACCUAAUAUUGACGCUCGUCGCCGUUGUAGACGUGGUCAUCAGCACGACGGCUUCUUCUGCAAGUUCGGCACGCAUGAGUAUGAUCCUUCGCGGCUUGCGAUUAUCGCGAGUGGCCAGGCUGAUAAAGUUGAUGCACUGGCCGUUGUUGGCGGAGCUAGCCAACAUGAUUUCUGCCAUGGUGAUCGGCGUUCCAUGGCUGUUUUGGGUAACGAUCCUUCUUUGUGGAGUUCUGUAUGUCUGUGCAAUCGUUCUCCGAAGCACCGUCACUGGCGAGUCAAUGAGUCUGUUCGGCAGGUGUGGUAGCGGUGACAACUACGACUUUCCUUUGCCUGGCGAGCCCUCCACUGACGGAUGCACAAUGGCAUAUCUCUACUUGGGGGAGUAUUGCGGGACGGUCUUCACGUGCAUGUUCACGGUCUUCAGAUGCCUGAUCGGCGACUGCAACUCGAAAGGCGGCAGGCCACUUGCUGCAGUACUGAGCGACCACUAUGGAUGGACAUUUCAAGGGUUCUAUGGUCUGAGCAUGGUGACGAUGAUUUUCGGAAUGACGAACAUCAUUACUGCGAUGUUUGUGGAUGCUACGCUUUCUGGGCUCAAAUACAAUGACGUGCAGCGCAAACAUGCCAAGCUGCAUGAGACCAACUAUGUCACUCGCAAGCUCAAUGAACUUGUUGUGCGAGUGUCCAAGACUGUGAGGGAGAUGAGACAAGCUGAUGCGUUCGAAGAUUCGCAAACGAACUGGCGAAAGUCCUUCAAGUCCUUUCUUCGGAAAGGAUCGGCAAAGAUCAGCGACUCGGAUUUGGAUCGGGAGCUCACCCUCUCGGAGACGGAGUUUACACAAGUCCUGCAAAAUUCCAAGAUCCGCAACAUUCUUGACGACUUGGACAUUGAGCUCGAAGCACGGCCAGGGAUUUUCGAAGCCUUCGGGGCAGAUGCGGAUGGGCACCUGGGUGUCUCCGAGCUUGUGUCUGGACUCAUGAGGUUGCGGGGCGAUCUGCAAAAAUCCGAUAUUGUGUCCGCACAAAUGUCCCUGCAGACCAUCGGUGAGAAGUUGAACGUGUUUCAGGCGACGAACCUGCACAACCAGUCGAGGCUUCUCAACAUCCUAGACAAGCUGUCAAAGCAGGCUUCAGGAAUCCUGGCCGAAAGCCAUUACUGA